This is a messenger RNA of Didymodactylos carnosus, 273 nucleotides long. The record is from the annotation of a GenBank genome assembly. NCBI's taxonomy places the organism in Eukaryota, Metazoa, Rotifera, Eurotatoria, Philodinida, Philodinidae.
AUGGAGUUUCAAAUUCGGACAAGACAGCCCACACGUCCUGCACGUUUCGUCCCGUUGCGUGCACUGUUUCUUAAAGUGCCCGAUGCCCAUGCAAUUGGAGCAAAUCAAUACAUUCUUGCAAUUAAAACAAUUCUUGGUAUUCCCGUAACUGAGAAGGAAAACAUGGUAAAUAUUGGCGAAGAACGAAAAAGAAAACGUCUGGAAGACAAACAGGGAACAAGUGAUAGAAAACCACCAUCAAAAGCGCAAAGUGGACAAGGUGGUCUCAGAUAA